Colius striatus (speckled mousebird) is the source of this 1866-nucleotide messenger RNA. RefSeq names its product cilia and flagella associated protein 206 (gene CFAP206). NCBI's taxonomy places the organism in Eukaryota, Metazoa, Chordata, Aves, Coliiformes, Coliidae. Gene Ontology annotation, cellular component: axoneme; ciliary basal body. Bases 1 to 1866 code for a protein of 621 amino acids. The record is from RefSeq and is a predicted model, not a curated record. The transcript is spliced from 12 exons. Gene Ontology annotation, biological process: sperm axoneme assembly; regulation of flagellated sperm motility; regulation of cilium beat frequency.
AUGUCUUCUGACGGGACCGAAAGAGUCAUCAAGAAAAUCGUUCGUGAAAUCGGACAAGAGUGCGCUGACCGGGGACAACCUGUAUCUGAAACCUUGGUGGCGUUCAUGGUGAAAGCUGUUGUUUUAGAUCCAAGAAAUGACUUCAGCUUGGAUCAAAUCCUUAGAGAAAAAGAUGUGCAAAAUCUUAUCCAGCUCUGUGUUACCAGGCUGCUUGACACAACAAACCCAUCCCUGAGCACAAUUAAGAUGCAAGUUUACUUUGAUAUGAACUAUGCAAACCGAGCCGAAUUACUCAGCGAGCAGCACCGUGUUCUGGAGGGAAAGCUGGCUCCUGUGCUCAGAGACAUCACAGACAGUCGUCCUCGUGUUCAAGAAGAAAUGGAGAUUGUGUAUCGAAAGAUCGUUAGCUACAUGCUGCUGAGCUCUGGCCUGGGAUCCCCCACAGACAUUGAAGUUGUCAGGGAGGUAACAGCUGCUCUGCAGAGUGUAUUCCCCCAGACAGAGAUGGUUACUUUCAGCUCGCUCAGUAAGAAGAACAAAGAGCAACAACUGAAAAAUCUUGCCAGGCUAGUCACAGGAAUUCGGUUGUACAACAAGGAAUGCAGGACAGGAGGAAGCAGCAUUGAUGACUUGCCAGCCAUUCUGAGCGAAGCCAUCCCGUCAGCUACACAGGCUGUCGAUGAAGGUCUCAGUACUUGCCAUACACUAGCCCACCAGUACACAGCUCUCUUGGAAGCUAUGCAGGAAGACCAAUACAGAUAUAGCCAGCUUAGUUCCUUCAAAUUAAAAGAAGCACUGUUCAAUGUGAGACAAUAUGAGGCCUUCCUCUGCAUCCUUCUGUCUGAUGCAAUCACAAGUGCUCAAGAAGUUGAAAAGGGAAAUGUGCAGUUUGCAUCAACAAUGGAGCAGUUGAAAAGCACAGUGCAGGAUAAGGUUGCUGUGGAUACCAGAGAAGUUUUUCCUCUCUUUGUUGCACUUGCUAACCUCUGGACCAGAUUUCAGGAUGAGAUAGUCCUGCUAAGCUUCCUCACAAACAUGAUUAACAAUCUCCAACAGUUCUCAGAAAUCCAGUCACAGUGUUUUCCCGAGGAAGUGCUCGCGUCUCUUCUGGAAGGAAUGCUUGUGAAAAGUGAUGAGGAAAGGAGAAGAGAAACCACAGGAACCAGAGUGAACAUUUCUGAUUUCGAGAACCAAGAAUGGCUUUUUCCAGAGACUACUGAUAAUUUUGAUCAGUUACUAAUCCAGUACCGUGGUUUCUGUGCCCAUGCAAUUGGUGUGAAAGGCCUCACCCUCCCAGGAAAUCCUGCUAUUGGAAUUUUGAAGCACAGGGAGAAAUGUUAUGUGUUCAGUUCCAAAGAAGCUGCAUACAUGUUUGCUCAGGACCCAGAUAAGUUCAUCCAACUAAAUGCAGAAAAAGCAAAAGAACACCCAGAGCUAAUUCAGCUGCUGGAGCUUCGGCAUCAGUUUGACAACCUUGUUCCGUGUGCACAGGCCAGAAACGCAGACAAACGUUUCAUGGAAUCGCUCACUAAAUGCGACAGUAGCACUCAAACUGAUACUCACAUCUUGCCUCCAACUCUUGUGGCAUCUUAUGAAUGGAAUGAAUGGGAACUGAGAAGAAAAGCUAUCAGAUUGGCCAAUUUGCGCCGCAAGCUAACUCACUCCACGCAGACUGAUCUCAGCCACAUGAGAAGAGAGAACUCCACCCAAGUGUACUUGCCAAAGGAUGUUUGCACCCAGACUAAGCGUGACAACUCCAGCAAUGUGCCCAGACCACAGGUUUUCCUGGAAGGCCUCCGAGGAGGAUCAUCUCCUACUACUCGUGUGGUCAAAGUAGACUUAACAAGAGCAGCAGAUGAAACCUAA